Alosa alosa (allis shad) is the source of this 897-nucleotide messenger RNA. RefSeq lists its product as uncharacterized. Lineage: Eukaryota; Metazoa; Chordata; Actinopteri; Clupeiformes; Clupeidae. The transcript has 4 exons. The coding region runs from base 10 to 666 and encodes 218 amino acids. The record is from RefSeq and is a predicted model, not a curated record.
AGGGCACUGAUGGACCAGGCUGAGAAAAUGGUCACUAGCGCGAUGACCCAAGAAGAGGACAGGACGUCUCUACUGCCCUCCUGUUUGAAACGUCAGCCGAGAGUGGUCCUCCGGCGAGUGGACGAGACAAAGGUCACGAAGCAGAGAGAUGGUGGGAUCGCAGACAUCACACAGAAAAGGGACAUCUCGAUGUUGACCUCCUGCACGAGACGCCAGCUGAGGGUGGUCAUCCGGCGGCUAGACAUGUCGUCUCCUGCCAUUCAGGCACUCUUAAAACGACCUCUAGUAGCCGUGCCUGAAUGCCAAACGCAGAGUCCUUCCACAAAAACAAAAGGACAUGUGACUGUGAACAAGAGCAAGAGAAAGAUGAAGAGAGUGGGCCGCCGGUCAUCUCCCGAAAAGACAUUGCUGGGCUCAGAAAAUAAAGAGAACAUUGAAGGACUCCAAAUCAUUUCCCAAAGGACAAAUAGCCCAGUUAGGGCACUGGCAGCUGCUGAAUCUGGAGAGGAAAUGGUCGCCGAUUCAGAGGAUGAAUCCCCAAACAGUUUCAGGCUGUUCCUGAAACGUUACUACAGGACAAAGCACAACACCUUUGUACCAACGCUAGAGGAGUUUGUGAUGCCGCGUCGACGUGAUCUGUCUCCUGGCACAGGACAAAGGCAGUGACCCAUACUGAAAGGGUAACAAUUUCCUCUGCAGAUGGACUCCGAUGAUUAAGCUCUCUCACUUAUCAGCAUUAAUCUGGAGAGCUGAAUCUCAGGGCUCUCAUGGCUAAGAACUGAUGGCUGGCUGUUUUUUAUAUAUGCAUUAUGCUAUUAUGCUUUUUACGGAGCCCUUGAAGGACCAUGGUGGGAAUUAUAUAUUAGAGGUUAAAGUUUAUUUUUAGAGCUCCUUUUG